CCCUUUCCCCUUCCACCAUGCCAAAACACCUCUCUUUCUUACACUCACUCCACUAAUCAUAAAGAAGAAUUCUUUCUUUCUAAACAAAUCUCUCACAAUUAAAGAUCUACUAGUUCAAUUUAGCUUACAUCAAUACUCAACCAAGCUUAAAAAAUGGAGCAAAACCUACCAAUAAUAACAAAAAAGUUAUACAAUAUGGUGAAACUAGCCUUCUUCAUGCUAAGAAAAGGAAUAUGCAAGAAGAAAAUACUAUUGAGCCUCAACUUGAAGAUGGCAAGAAGAAAGAUCACCUUCACUACUAGCAAAGUCGCCACCGCCUCGAAAGGUGGCGCCACUAGGCCUUCCAACGUCCACUAUUCUCCAACCAAUACACCCCAAGAGUACUAUUUUAGCUGUAACAGCACACCCUUGUACCAUCAAAAUUUCACCAACAAGAAAAAUAACAAGUUUAUAGAUACUAGUAGUUAUGAAGCAGUGAACAAGGUUAUAGAAACCAUGUUAUCUACUAAAGAAGGCGGUGUUCGACAACUGAGGAUAACAGAUUCACCAUAUCCUUUGCAAAAUGAGGAGGUUUGUGAUCAUCAUGUGGAUCAGGCUGCUGAAGAUUUCAUUAAGAAGUUCUACUCCAAGCUUGAAGAGCAAGACUGCUAGAAUAGCUGAUCAAUAUAUAUCUAGGUAUAAUAUGAUAUAAUAGAGAAAACUGUGAUGCUGAAUUAUUAUAUAUGCGUCCGUUUUUGAAAUAUAUAUGUUGGUUUCUGUUUGUAACAAUAUGUUAGAACUUUGUAUUAUAAGUUUAAGGAUAUAGAAACUACUUUUGCUUUUGGUUAA
Molecule: messenger RNA, 828 nt
Organism: Beta vulgaris subsp. vulgaris (sugar beet)
Lineage: Eukaryota; Viridiplantae; Streptophyta; Magnoliopsida; Caryophyllales; Amaranthaceae
Exons: 1
Coding region: 154-651 (165 amino acids)
Source: RefSeq, a predicted model, not a curated record